Molecule: messenger RNA, 883 nt
Organism: Lasiosphaeria miniovina
Lineage: Eukaryota; Fungi; Ascomycota; Sordariomycetes; Sordariales; Lasiosphaeriaceae
Exons: 1
Coding region: 438-845 (135 amino acids)
Source: RefSeq, a predicted model, not a curated record
UUUUUUUUAACGCUGGUGUUUGCUUUUGUCAUUUUCGGAUUUUCAUCUUUUUUUCUUGUAUAGACCCAUAUGACGCGAAAUAAGUCUAUUAAUAUUCUUUUGAGACAUCUUUUUGCUUCAGUUUCCUUAUCACGGGCGGGGCGUCUUCUCUUUUAUUUUUUUUAUUUUAUUUUUUUACGGCUCCGUCGGCGCUUCAGCACACGGACUGUCUGACCAAAAGACCCCUCCGCCAAGCGCUUGGGUUUUGCUAAUAAUCAGCUCGUAUCGCACCAUUCCAACAAAUACGAGAAAGACGGGGUGGUGGAUGGAAUGUUAUAUCAUUAGUAGUAGUGGAAGUGUAUCGUUUAUUGUAUUGGCACGGGCAUGGACAAGGAACAGCGAAUUGGGUUGGCAGGGCUAGGAAAGGGCAGCAUGAUCUUUAUUCAGAGACGCGGAAUAUGCAUACGAUGUGUGUGCGAUGCAUUCGUUUUUCAUCAGCAACGGCAGCGAUAGCAAAGCGUAUGGCUUGCAGACUAGCACUACUCCGAGAAGCAAAUGCAUAUUCUUACCCACUAACUCUUUGCUGGUUCGUCAUGUGGGAAUAUUCUGGUGCUGGCUGCUUCCAUGCUUGGGUCGAAGCGUCCUCUUAUGAAAGGGUUCCUAAUAGGUUGAUGGUGGCAGCUACCUGGAAGAUUGCUAAGUUGUUCAUAGAUACAGUACACAGAGUGUGCAUCUCUAAAUUUUUCCCCUUUGUGACGCCAUCUACUCUAGAUGCAUUGCUGUGCACACUAAAAAGUAACGACAGUUCAUUCAUGGGCUUCCAGGUCUUGGUCAGUCAAAAGGUUGGGCAGGCAGCGACUUGGUAAUGGCUGGCCCGUGCCGCUAGUAACUGCUCCCACAAGCC